AACUGGGCGGAGUCUCUGCGUGAGCACGCCACAGAGAGGGGCGUGGCCUGGCCCCAUGCGCGCGCCUUGCCGCGGGUGAUCAGCUGGUCUGCGCUCCCCUGACGUGGGCUGGGGCACGUCACCGCCGAAUGGCAGCCUCCAGAAAGCCACCGCGAGUAAGGGCAAAUCACCAGGAUUUUCAGCUGAGAAAUUUAAGAAUAAUUGAACCUAACGAGGUGACACCCUCAGGAGACAAGAGUGUGGAACCAGAUCACAGGAUGGCUCCAAAGGUGACUUCAGAGCUUCUUCGGCUGCUGCGACAAGCUAUGAGAAACUCCGAGUACGUGGCAGAACCAAUCCAGGCCUACAUCAUCCCAUCAGGAGAUGCCCACCAGAGUGAGUACAUCGCACCCUGUGACUGUCGGAGGGCCUUUGUCUCUGGGUUUGAUGGCUCUGCAGGCACAGCCAUCAUCACGGAAGAGCAUGCAGCCAUGUGGACCGACGGGCGCUACUUUCUGCAAGCUGCCAAGCAGAUGGACAACAACUGGACCCUCAUGAAGAUGGGCCUGAAGGACACACCCACUCAGGAGGACUGGCUGGUGAGUGUGCUUCCGGAAGGAUCCAGGGUUGGUGUCGAUCCCCUCAUCAUUCCCACAGACUACUGGAAGAAGAUGGCCAAGGUACUCCGAAGUGCUGGUCACCACCUAGUGCCUGUGAAGGAGAACCUUGUGGACAAAAUCUGGACAGACCGGCCGGAGCGUCCCUGCAAGCCCCUCCUCACACUGGGUCUGGAUUAUACAGGCAUCUCCUGGAAGGAGAAGGUUGCAGAUCUUCGGUUGAAAAUGGCGGAGAGAAGCAUCGCGUGGUUUGUGGUCACUGCCCUAGAUGAGAUUGCGUGGCUGUUCAAUCUCCGAGGGUCAGAUGUGGAGCACAAUCCGGUAUUUUUCUCCUAUGCCAUCGUAGGACUAGAGACCAUCAUGCUCUUCAUCGAUGGGGAUCGCAUCGACGCACCUGCUGUGAAACAGCACCUGCUCCUGGACCUUGGCCUGGAGGCUGAGUAUAAAAUCCAGGUGCUUCCUUACAAGUCUGUCCUGAGUGAGCUCAAGACCCUGUGUGCUGACCUCUCCCCGAGGGAGAAAGUGUGGGUCAGUGACAAAGCCAGCUAUGCUGUGAGCGAGGCCAUCCCCAAGGAUCAUCGCUGCUGUAUGCCUUAUACACCCAUCUGCAUUGCCAAAGCCGUGAAGAACUCAGCUGAGUCAGAAGGCAUGAGGCGAGCACAUAUCAAAGAUGCCGUUGCCCUCUGUGAGCUCUUCAACUGGCUGGAGCAAGAGGUUCCCAAAGGUGGUGUAACGGAGAUCUCAGCUGCUGACAAAGCCGAGGCAUUUCGAAGGCAGCAGGCCGACUUUGUGGACCUGAGCUUCCCAACCAUCUCCAGCACGGGACCCAACGGCGCCGUCAUACACUACGCGCCGGUCCCUGAGACGGACAGGACGCUGUCCCUGGAUGAGGUGUACCUUAUUGACUCCGGUGCUCAGUACAAGGAUGGAACCACAGAUGUCACCCGGACCAUGCACUUUGGAACCCCUACGGCCUAUGAGAAGGAAUGCUUCACAUACGUCCUCAAGGGCCACAUCGCUGUGAGCGCAGCUGUUUUCCCAACAGGAACCAAAGGACACCUUCUAGACUCCUUUGCACGGUCAGCUCUGUGGGAUUCUGGGCUGGAUUACUUGCAUGGAACAGGACAUGGUGUUGGGUCUUUUUUGAAUGUUCACGAGGGUCCGUGCGGCAUCAGUUAUAAAACGUUCUCUGAUGAGCCCUUGGAAGCUGGCAUGAUCGUCACUGAUGAGCCGGGAUAUUAUGAAGAUGGAGCUUUUGGGAUCCGCAUCGAGAACGUCGUUCUGGUGGUCCCAGCGAAGACCAAGUAUAAUUUCAAUAACCGAGGAAGCCUGACCUUUGAACCUCUAACUUUGGUUCCCAUCCAGACCAAAAUGAUAGAUGUGGAUUCUCUUACAGAUAAAGAGUGUGACUGGCUCAACAGCUACCACCAAACCUGCAGGGAUGUGAUUGGGAAGGAACUGCAGACCCAGGGCCGCCAGGAAGCUCUCGAGUGGCUCAUCAGAGAGACAGAGCCAAUCUCCAAGCAGCAUUGAUAGUGCCCUGCGCUUGUUUCUGUAGGAUGCUCUGGGCGAAGGAAGAAACCUGGCCAAUCCCUGACCUCUCCUUACCUCUUCCUCCCCGACUCCCCUUUUUACUUUUAGACACUAAGAAGAACUGGAACUCUUCUUAACCACUUUGAUAUUUUCUUGCAAACAGUCUUUUAUGAAUUUUUAAUUGUUGAGAAUGAGCCAAGAAUAAAAUUGCUACAUCAGAGGGAGGGGGCCCCACAAAGCUGAAUGAAGACUUGACAAGGAGGAGACCCCUGAGUCCUCUGGCCAGUGAUGGUGAACACUGACUGCUCCAUGAUGGUCUCAUUACAGGUGCUAGUACACCAGUCACGGUCACCUUGAUGUCCCUGAGACCCUCUUAAAAUCAGUGAAUAAAAACAGCAGAACUCUG
Molecule: messenger RNA, 2535 nt
Organism: Acomys russatus (golden spiny mouse)
Lineage: Eukaryota; Metazoa; Chordata; Mammalia; Rodentia; Muridae
Gene: Xpnpep1
Product: X-prolyl aminopeptidase 1
Exons: 21
Coding region: 129-2129 (666 amino acids)
Molecular function (GO): metalloaminopeptidase activity
Source: RefSeq, a predicted model, not a curated record